UUUAAAGUUGAAAAUGAUUUCAAAAGUUGUUACUCCCUUGCUGAAACCCGCGGGUAGAAAUUAUUCCAGAGUUGUAAGCAUCAAUGGAAAAGAUUACAAAGUUCCAAUUGAUUUUCAAGAACCAGAGUAUGAUAUGGACCAUCUACAGAAUUCAUCAAAGGUCAUACUCCUUCGUCAUGCCAAUACAGUAUUUAACUUGGAACAUGAUCUGUUCUUAGCAUCCAACGGAUAUGUGAGAGAUGUCCUUGACAUCCAGUACGAAGAGAAGCAUCGAGAUACACCUCUGUCAGAAUUCGGAGUUGAGCAAGCAAAAUAUGCAUCAAGGUUUGCAAGAGGACUUGAUAUUGACUUAGUGCUUAUCAGUCCACUUAGAAGAACUCUUCAGACUGCGUACUAUUUACUAAGAACUCAUCCUAACAAAGAAAACAUGAACUACGUUGUACAUCCUGAUAUUAGAGAACAUCUUGUUGGAGUCAGUGAAAUGACUGAAAACUGGGAGAAUAAGUUCAUAGAUGAAUAUCAAUAUUACUUUCCUAAUCUAGACUCAUCCUUGAUGAGGGAUGAGUACGGUCAAUGCAAUGAACUUUUUUAUUGCAAAGAUAUGCAACCUGAGCUCAGAGUCAAGUUUAGAGGCAAGACCAGAGAUGAAAUCGAACAGCUAAUUAGAGAAUCAGCGGAGCAGCGUUUUCCAAGGACCUCAGAAUUACUAGAGUGAACCUAUGACAGAGUAAAGAGGGUGAAGAAAUAUAUUAAGAAGCAUAUAAGAAACAGAGAUGAAAGAGAUCAGCAUAAGAAGGUGUUAGUGAUUACUCAUUCACUGUUGUUAAAGGUAUGGACCGGAAGUUGGGCUGGAAUGACAAGACCUUACAAAGGCCUCCCUAAUGAUUCUUUACUGUUUAGUAACUGAGAAUUUCACCCUGAUACCAAAUCUAAGUAUGAAUAA
Moneuplotes crassus is the source of this 943-nucleotide messenger RNA. The record is from the annotation of a GenBank genome assembly. Lineage: Eukaryota; Ciliophora; Spirotrichea; Euplotida; Euplotidae.